AUGGAAAAAAAAAAUACGAAUUGGGGUUUGUACAACCCAGGCAGUGAUGUAGACAGUGACAAGGAGUAUUUUAUUGACUGUUUUGAAGCGGGCACCAAAGCGAUUCCGAAAGGGGGGGGAGUUUUUAAAGAAAGUGACACCACUGAGGAGGGUAAAAAGUGCGCAGGUGACAAUCGCACAGGGGAUAAUGGUGCACAUGACUGUGUCGGAGAUGGCAAUGUCGCAGAUGACAAUGCCGCAUGCGGUCAUGGAGACGACGACUUAACGAGCGAUUUGGAAAACUUCCAAAGCUUAGACUUAAGCGCGUCCGACGUGGACGACAAAAAAUUUGGGAAAAAAGAAAAAAAUUUCGAGCAGUACAAAAUUAAUAUAAGAAUAGAAUCGGACAUAUCUUUUGAGGAAGAAAAAAGUUUUAACCAUAGCAUAGAGCUAAGCGACAACGCAGAAGAGGUGCAAAGUAAGCCAUUAAACUUUUAUGACGAUGAAUCGAAUGACGAACCGUUAGGAUGUGCAGCAACAGGGGAGCAUUCGCUCCAUCCAGGAAAUGAUGCUGCAAGUGAAGUGAGCGAAAGGGGUGACUCUUUUGAAGGGACAGAUGAAUUAACCAGGAAGAAAUAUGAUUCGAAUGAGGAGGAAGCCGAGGAGGAGAGGGAAAAUCACAGGAAAAACGAAGCGGAAGUGGAUGAAGGGCCAAAUGACAAACAAAUAGACACGGACGCGGGUGAGCAAGACGGAGAGAGUGAAUCCGGGAAUGACACAAAAUUUUGCGAAACAGAGAAGACAGUAAAGGAGUGCGACAUGUCGGAGAGGUGUGUAAAUUUUAAUUAUAGGAAUAGUACCCCCAAGAAGGAACACGUGAACAGAAUGAGUUUAACCAAUGAGAAAAGGGAUGCGAUUACUGAGGGGAGAAGCAGCCCAGUUGGAAAUUUCUCAUUUGUGCUUGUAGGGGGCGUAAAGGAUGGAAGCCCGUCUCACAGGGGUGCGCAUAAAGCGAAGAAGAGCGGUGGCAAAGUGGAAGAACUGGACGUUGCAGGAAAAACGGGCCGUGCGGGAAAGGUCGAAAGGAAGCCCAACCGAUUCGCUCCCCAAAGAAAUACCCCCCAUUUUGGUUAUUACUCCACGGGGAACAACGCGCAAAAUGGAGAAUGGGAAAGAAACCAGGGCAGCCAAACUACGGACGAGCUGAUCACAAGCAGCGCCUACGAAAAGAGCGAAAUUGAGUAUUCGCUUAGCAGUGAGUCUGAAAAGGGCGAUGAAGAUGGCGAUAGUGAUGAAAAUGAUCUAGACGAUAAAGAUGGCGAUGGUGAUAAAAAUGACCAUGACGAUGGCAAACGUAACCACUAUCAGUACAAGAACUUUUUCUCCAAAGAACGAGGGCCCCAAUAUCUCCCCCCCUAUGGGAAAAGAAAUAAUCUGAACAAAUCUGGUCACCAUAAAAUUUGCUUAAAAUCGCCCCUAAUUCGGAAGGAGAGUUUUAAUGAGCCCCCUGAGCAGUUUAGGCAAAGUGAAAAAAGAAAUACGCCUAACAAGAAGGCUGACCAUUACAUCUACAU
Plasmodium cynomolgi strain B is the source of this 1553-nucleotide messenger RNA. RefSeq lists its product as hypothetical. The transcript has a single exon. NCBI's taxonomy places the organism in Eukaryota, Apicomplexa, Aconoidasida, Haemosporida, Plasmodiidae. The annotation marks the transcript as partial. The record is from RefSeq and is a predicted model, not a curated record.